Messenger RNA from Lodderomyces parapsilosis, 939 nucleotides. RefSeq names its product Ure2p (gene URE2). Lineage: Eukaryota; Fungi; Ascomycota; Pichiomycetes; Serinales; Debaryomycetaceae. The transcript has a single exon. Gene Ontology annotation, molecular function: transcription corepressor activity. Gene Ontology annotation, biological process: regulation of nitrogen utilization. The coding region runs from base 1 to 939 and encodes 312 amino acids. The record is from RefSeq and is a predicted model, not a curated record.
AUGAAUAACAAUAACAAUAGUAAUAAUCAAAACACGCACACAGUGUCAAACCUUUCGGCAGGGCUCAAGUCUGUUUCGCUAAGUGAUCAACAGCAAAACGAAUUGAACCAGAACUUGUUGCAACAAAUGCAGAAUAGUUCCUCAUCCAAGGAAGAACAACAGCAACAGCAGUCAAGAAUAAGCCAGUUUUUCCAAAAUCAACCACAUGAAGGAUACACCUUGUUUUCCCACAGAUCGGCGCCUAAUGGGUUCAAGGUUGCCAUCAUUUUGUCCGAGUUGAACUUGCCAUUCAAUACCAUUUUUCUAGACUUUAACAACGGCGAACAGCGUGCUCCUGAAUUUGUAACCAUAAAUCCCAACGCUAGGGUGCCUGCAUUGAUUGACCAUUACAACGAAAAUGUAUCUAUAUGGGAAUCGGGUGCGAUUAUCCUAUAUCUCGUUACCAAGUACAUGAAGGAGAAUAAUGAAUGCAGUUUAUGGAGUGAUAACCUUGUCGAGCAAAGUCAGAUAAAUUCUUGGUUAUUUUUUCAAACAAGUGGACACGCACCUAUGAUAGGGCAAGCCUUGCACUUUAGGUACUUCCAUUCUAGCCCAGUCCCAAGUGCAGUGGAAAGAUACACUGACGAAGUUAGGCGAGUUUAUGGGGUUGUGGAGAUGGCUUUGGCCGAAAGGCGAGAGGCGUUAAUUAUGGAUUUAGAUGUGGAGAAUGCUGCUGCUUAUAGUGCGGGGACCACACCAUUAUCGCAAUCGAGAUAUUUUGACUACCCUGUCUGGUUAGUUGGCGAUAGAGCAACAGUUGCGGAUUUGUCGUUUGUUCCUUGGAAUAAUGUUGUUGAUAGAAUUGGAAUUAAUCUCAAAGUAGAGUUUCCAGAGGUUUACAAGUGGACAAAAUAUAUGAUGCGAAGGCCAGCAGUUGUCAGAGCAUUACGUGGAGACUAA